Molecule: messenger RNA, 2024 nt
Organism: Trifolium pratense (red clover)
Lineage: Eukaryota; Viridiplantae; Streptophyta; Magnoliopsida; Fabales; Fabaceae
Exons: 6
Coding region: 426-1793 (455 amino acids)
Source: RefSeq, a predicted model, not a curated record
ACUCUUUAUGGUUCGUUGGUUUUGUUUUACUUCUUCAGCAAGUUUUUCUUUCUUUCUUCUUCUGAUUUUCUCUCUCAAAAACAUUUUCUCGAGAAAAUCUCACGCGAGAGAAAAUGUUUCAUUUGUCUCUUCAUUAUCUUCCUCCACCGCCACCUCGACCUCCAAACGCUGCUAUCGUCGCUAUUACCGUCGUUAUUUUUCUUCUCUUCCAAAAUCACAGACGAUAGAUACGCACUUUUAGUAUAUUCUUGAUUUUAGGUUUAGAAUCUUCUUCUUAAUCUUGAUCUUGAUACUUCUACAAUCGUUCUUGUUCUUGUAAAUUGCAUUCCGAGUUCUGUUUCUUCAAGUACGCUAUUCCGAUUCUUGAUAGGAUUCUUGCAUUUUGUUUCACUUACUGUUUUGGGAGUGAAGAUUUUCCCGAGAAAAUGUUCCAGGAAAAUCGACAUUCCGCAUUAUUUGCAGCGUCUACUUCCGAUAGUUACAUUGAAGAUCCUCCCAAAAGGUCAAGAAUUUCAUACACAAGGAACUUUCUUCUCUCAUUAGCCAAAGUUGGUGGUCUCAGAACACUGAAAUUACAAAGGGAGAUUCGACUUACAAUGACUUACUUGUUUGAAAAUUCACUUGGCCUCCUACCCUCGCCUUAUUGUGAAGAUCUUGAAAAUUCAGAUUAUGUUUGUAAUCAAGAAAAGCGUCAAGAUUCUGCUCCGAAGGCUCCGGAUAAUGUCAAUUUUCUGCAUAAGAGUAAUGAACCAUAUCUGCCUCCAUGUCGCAACAAGGCACUAUCUUCUUCAACUGGAGACAGCAAUGGCUCGCUUAAUAGUAACAUAUCUGGAUCUUCUGAGUGUACAAGUCAGGAGCCAGCAGAACCACUGGACAGCAAUGGCUCGCUUAGUGGUAACAAAUCUGGAUCUUCUGAGUGUACAAGUCAGGAGCCAGCAGAAUCAGUGAUCCCUGAUGUCCAAAUUCAACAGGAGUUGGAAUUAAAAUCUUCCAAUAUGAGCUUAGAAGAUAGUUCAACUUGUAUCCCUGGUCUAAUAUUGCCUGAUGAGGACAGUUUAAUUACAUAUGAUGGGCCUCCUAUAUUGGCGCCUGAAGUGGAAAGUCCGGAUGUGAUUGAUAGUUUGAUAUCUGCCCCCGAUGAAAGCAAUCAGACUGAAGAUGAUUUUGAUUGGGAUUUGGACUCGGAUGAUCCAACUUUUGCUAUGAUUAAGAAGCUAGCGGAAUCCGUACUCGAUGGUGAUGAUGAUGAUUAUGAUGAUGGUUAUUAUGAUAGUGAUUCUUCUGAUUUUGAGUACGAUGAUUCCCUUAUGGAUGAUAUUAUGGUGAAGCUGGUGCAGCAUGGAGCCAGACUUGCUCACAUGCACCUUUCUACCCCGCCGUCUUAUUCUAAUCAGUUGAAUCCAGGAAUGGAUCAACAAGAUCAGAAUUGUUUUCUGAGAAGCUCCACUGGUCCAGCUGUAUACUCAUUGUCUUCCCACCAUUGCCCAUACCACAAAAUUUAUCAACAUUCCCCUCUUUAUGAUCCUGGUGAGCUUAGAAGGUUUGGUCUUGGAGCUGGUGAAUCAACGUUCCAACAGGGGAAAAUGCAACCACAGUUGCCUGCAUUUGACAAGUUGGCUUCAUGCAAGGAGAAACCAAAUCCAAUGCAGAAUUGGUUUGAAUAUAAGGGCCAAAGCUAUGACAAUUCUGUAAAUGGACCUCCUGAUUCUCAUGGUUAUGGCAAUAUAGAUCAAGCAGCAGUUGACAAAUUUGGAGAUUCUCAUGGUAAGUUCUUUGGAGGAUUCUACAAGUAGCAGACUUUCCACCGUGUUCAGCAGUCAUUCAGUAGUUGAGAUGGAGAAACGAAUAUUAUCAUGAUGAGUGAAUGUGACAAUGGAUUGCUUUAAUUUUUCAUAUUUUUUUAGUGAUGUAGUCAUGAAGGCUCUGAAGUUUCUUUAGUAGAUUUCUCUAGCUACAUUUUUAGUUACUGUUCCACAGCUGUGGUUGUUUUAGACUCUUUUUGCGGAUAAUUGGUUGGUUUUAGA